Messenger RNA from Saprolegnia parasitica CBS 223.65, 796 nucleotides. RefSeq lists its product as hypothetical. Bases 10 to 681 code for a protein of 223 amino acids. The transcript has a single exon. NCBI's taxonomy places the organism in Eukaryota, Oomycota, Saprolegniomycetes, Saprolegniales, Saprolegniaceae. The record is from RefSeq and is a predicted model, not a curated record.
GGAUUUGCCAUGUGCGACGUCGAACCGCGCAAGUUUGCGUACAUUCCGCUGCUACUCAACCCAGUCUUCCCCGGCGAGCCGUCGGCCGCGUCGAUCCUCCUCGAGAUGCACCACCAGCUCAGCCUUGAGACCUCACCCCGCGUCCGGAAGCGCCAGCCCUGCAAGGUCGAGGGCUGCGGCCAGAUCAGCAUCCGCUACGGCCUCUGCUCGGGCCACGGCGGCCGCUAUGUGUGCAAGAUGGACGGUUGUGACAAGCUCGUCACCAAGGAAGGUGUGUGCACGGCUCAUGGUGGCCGCUACUACUGCAUCGUCCAAGGCUGCACCAAGCAGCGCUUGAAGAGCGGACUCUGCUUUGCACACGGCGGCGUCUCGUACUGCAGCGUGCCGGGCUGCAACAAGACACGCCAGAAGCGAGGUCUUUGCAAGUCCCACGGCGGUGUUGCCUACUGCAAGAUCGAAGGCUGCAGCAAAGUGAGCAAUGCCAAGGGUCUCUGCCGUGACCACGGCGGCGUCACUUACUGCCGGUCGCCCGGCUGCCAGAACCUCACGCAGCGCGGUGGUCUUUGCCGCAAGCACGGCGGCUUCUCGUACUGCCAGGUCCCAACGUGCAACAAGGGUUCGAUCAAGGGUGGGUUCUGCCGCGCCCAUGGCCACGACCUCGACGCCAUGAGCCCCCGUUGACACCCCGUCAAAUCUUUAUCCGGCUCUGCUGGCUCCUCCGGUUGCGUGAAAAUGGACUUCUGUGGUGUUAUUUUGUAGUUUAACGUACUUUUGAAUAUAAGAAUCUGUAUUAGGA